GCGAAAAUCGAAAAGGUCCACUGUCCAUUCCGCCUUUACCGCUACAAAUACUCUUCAAAGACUAAGAGGACGUGCUGAUUGACUAGUCUUGUUAGCAGCGCUCUUGUAGUCUUUUCUUGUAGCCUUUCUUUGUUAUUUUUUUCUGUGUGUGUCUGUGCUAGGAUAUUAAACCAAUAUGUAUAAAAUUGCGUCGACUUUAGCCUUUCUAUCGCUCUUCAUUUGCUGCCAUUGCCAAUAUAGGGAACAGGCGGAGCAAGAAUACCCCAGGAGACCCCCACCGGCCAUUUUAACUCAUAAACAAGCCCUAAAUCACGAUGGAAAUUUCAAGUAUCUGUUUACGUCUGAAAAUGGUUUGGCCCAAGGCGAGAGUAUUGCCCCUGAUGGGACAAGGACAGGAGGUUACAGUUAUAUUGACCCCAAUGGUAAAAAGAUAUCUGUGAAGUAUACCGCUGGAAAGGAAGGAUUUAAGAUUUUGGAGGCUGACCAUUUGCCUAAGGCUCCACUGCCGGUUGCUCCUUUGCCUGCGCCCCAACAACAACAAGCUGCUUACUCACAACCUCAAGCAAAUAACCAACAUGAUGAUGGCUCCUACCGUCCAGAAUUCUAUGAAAGACCGCAAACCCAACAAUCCGGGGGUGGUGGAGUGGCCCAAUCCUAUUAUCACCCUAAAGUAUUCACACAAGCUGCCCAGCCAAGACCUGCUUAUCAACAGCCUCAGUACCCCCAGUACCCACAACUACAAGUGAGGCCGACUCCUAGUUCGAACGAGUUAGGAGAGAAGGAACCAGAAUACAAUGAUGCCCCCGGGAAACCUUAUACCUUUGGCAGUGGGUACCUCUUUGAAUUUGGGUCUGGUUAAUGCUUAAGUUAAAAAUAAUUAACACUGUUUAACAAUUGUUUUAUUGUAAAGUAUUAGUUAGUUUGUGUGAUUGUAAAUGGUGCGAAGAGACUUCAUCUAGUUUUCACAAAGAUACCCAUUUGUGUUAGUGAUUUUAGGCUACAGAUCUUUUAUUUUAUGUACAUACUUUUUUGUGAGUUCCCCUUAUAUGUUUCGAAAAUAUAUAUAAUUGUUAAUGAA
Messenger RNA from Anthonomus grandis grandis, 1078 nucleotides. Its product is annotated as endocuticle structural glycoprotein SgAbd-8-like. NCBI's taxonomy places the organism in Eukaryota, Metazoa, Arthropoda, Insecta, Coleoptera, Curculionidae. The record is from RefSeq and is a predicted model, not a curated record. Bases 176 to 859 code for a protein of 227 amino acids. The transcript is spliced from 5 exons. Gene Ontology annotation, molecular function: structural constituent of chitin-based larval cuticle. Gene Ontology annotation, cellular component: chitin-based extracellular matrix.